This is a messenger RNA of Fraxinus pennsylvanica, 393 nucleotides long. The record is from the annotation of a GenBank genome assembly. Lineage: Eukaryota; Viridiplantae; Streptophyta; Magnoliopsida; Lamiales; Oleaceae.
AUGCUUCUGAGGCCUGACUGUGGAACCCUUGCAUCAGUAGAAACUGACUGUAAGCCAUCAGUUCCAAUUAUAGGUGAAGCUUUGUUUUUUGCUAUUCGAGUAUUGCUCGCAAGAAGUCUUCGCAGAUCAAGUAUUCCUCUUAGUUUGAAUUCUGUGUUUGUUUUAGUAGUCGGUUGUCAAUAUGGUGGUGUUAUAAAUUUCGAAGGUGGAAGCCCAAACAUGGAGACUACUGAAAUUACGUUAAGCACCGGCUGCGAGGUUGAGGAGUGCCGGAUUUCGAAUGCACGAUGGAGGAGUGAUGCAGCGAGAUCGCGUUUCAAGGGUUUUCUGAUUUGGGGAUACCAACUGGGGGUAAUGACUAAUGGGAGCACUAAUAAUGGGCUGGAGCACUAA